AUGGUACUCUACCUUGGAGGAGGCGUGACGUGGGCAAUGGGUAAGGAGGCAUGGCGCGAUAUGCAAGCAUGGAAACAGGUACAUGUGUGUGUGUGUGUGUGUGUGUGUGUAUACUUGGUUGGAGGGCGAUUCGCACUGGGGGCAGAGAUGGCGAGGGCGUCUGAUGACCGUGGGGGUGUGAAGCAGCGGUGGCCGAGCAGGAAACGUGUCGGGCAAGGCGUGCGAUUGGCUGCAUGGCUGGCUUGGUUCGUUCCCUGGCGAUCACGACCAACCCAUGGUGGUGGCUGCAGGGGAGCGAAGGCACUGGCCGCCAAGGAUCGACGUGAACCCAAAGCGUGGGCAGGCCAGGCAGGAUUCAGCAGCCAUUUGCACACGUGGAUCGAACGAAGCUGA
Bipolaris zeicola 26-R-13 is the source of this 393-nucleotide messenger RNA. RefSeq lists its product as uncharacterized. The coding region runs from base 1 to 393 and encodes 130 amino acids. Lineage: Eukaryota; Fungi; Ascomycota; Dothideomycetes; Pleosporales; Pleosporaceae. The transcript has a single exon. The record is from RefSeq and is a predicted model, not a curated record.